AUGGCUUCUGGCUAUAGGUCACCGUGGUAUGAAAUAGCACCAUAUUCCAAAGUAUGGGGGUUAGCAGCAGAUGUUGUCUCGUCCAGCUUGUUGGGGGCCUCGAUUAUUUGCUGUUCAAUCGUUCUCAUUGGGAUCCUCAAUCUGGAAAACAAAAAUAAACUUAGGGGACGUAUGCUUGUCGGAUUGUUUUCGUCACACGUUUGGGCUGGCGUCAUAUUCUUCUGCUUCCUUGUCGCAUCUCUGUCAGGGCAUCCUCCCCGGACUGGGACUGCAGCCUGCCAAGCUUCCGCUUAUCUUGUGGAAAGCGCCAUAUGGGGCCAAUACCUUUUCACCAUUGCUGUUGCCGUCGUCUCGUACUGCAUCCUUCUGCACCCAUUGUCGAGUUUCACUCUUGCAUUGGAGAAAUACUGGUUUCUUGUUGAUAUUGGCGUUUGUGUCACUGCCCUCGGUGUGGCUGGCCUGCAUGUGGGGCUAUAUUCAGCCGUUUAUAUAGGCGGUUUCUGUUGGAGCGGGUCACAACGUAACGUGUUUAACGAGCUCAUAAAUUGCCUGCCUCGUGUCAUCGUAUUUCUGGUGAUUGUCGCAUUAUACUGGAGAAUACACCUGUACCUUUGCCACGACAGGUUCCCUCUAAAUACCGACCCUUCCCGAUGGCGUCAUCCCUCAGCCGUUGGGAAUCAAGCCCACUGUCCCCCUGCGCAGCAUCAUUCGACCCACAGCGCAUCCGAGGGAGACACACAAGCGUUACAGAUGGCCCCUUAUCUGGAGAAUUUGGAACGACAAGCGGCUCAGUCUGGCCGCCCAUUACACUUAUCCGGUCUAGCAGAAUCGCUCAUGCUGGAUGCUGAACAUCAGAGCUUGCUCCAACUUGAGCUUGAUAUGCUCGAACAAGGCACCAGCAACCAAACUUCGGGCUCAUCACCGGACGGAGCUUCAGGAACGAGGGUCCAACCCAAAAUAGCUCAUUCAUCAUCCCACUCAACUCUCGGUUCUACGUCCGCGGGAUAUGGUAAGCUAAAAGGAAGCGACGUUAAAGCAGAUGGGUUGGAGACGAUCAGGAUCUCGGAGGCAAAUGACCGGGAAUCGGUCACGGACAACCUCUCCGAGUCCUUCGCCGCACACGACUCCAGCUCUUCAAGCAGGAACAGUAACCGCUAUCUGAAUCCGUAUGAUGCGGGGCCAGAGUGUUCGCAACAGUACACAGCCCGAAGCCAGCAAUCACUGCCAACAAAUUCCCAGGGCAACGGGCCACAUCAACGAUACGAUACGGUACACAAACUAAUGACACAUCGAGCUGCCCUCCUAUUUUUGCUUUUCCCCUUAACGUAUUUUAUUCUCACCGUUGUCUCGCUCACCCGGCUUAUUGUCGAUUAUGCUUCCUCAAGUCCAGUCGUGCCCGUACGGGCCCUGUCACGAUGGGCGCUAUUUCUUCAGGGGCCCCUUGAUGCCCUCACCUAUGGCCUCAUUGCAUUCAAGGUCAAGAAAGAAGUUGGCAAAGAGAUUAAAGCACGAUAUCGGAAGUUCUAUGGUGCCGGCAAACGUACUUCCACAUGA
Cantharellus anzutake is the source of this 1554-nucleotide messenger RNA. RefSeq lists its product as uncharacterized. The record is from RefSeq and is a predicted model, not a curated record. Gene Ontology annotation, biological process: adenylate cyclase-activating G protein-coupled receptor signaling pathway. The transcript is spliced from 4 exons. The coding region runs from base 1 to 1554 and encodes 517 amino acids. NCBI's taxonomy places the organism in Eukaryota, Fungi, Basidiomycota, Agaricomycetes, Cantharellales, Hydnaceae. Gene Ontology annotation, cellular component: plasma membrane. Gene Ontology annotation, molecular function: G protein-coupled receptor activity.